Spirodela intermedia is the source of this 742-nucleotide messenger RNA. NCBI's taxonomy places the organism in Eukaryota, Viridiplantae, Streptophyta, Magnoliopsida, Alismatales, Araceae. The record is from the annotation of a GenBank genome assembly.
AUGGCGAGGGUCUACCCACAACCGGCGGCCGUGGAGGGCUCUCCCUCGGAGCAGAGAGAGGUCUUCACCAUAUGGAUGAAGUCGCUGGUGCUCAACGGCAGCGGCUGCGCCGUCUACGACUCCGGCGGACGGCUCGCCUACCGCGUCGACAACUACGACAGCAAGCGCGACGACGAGCUCUUCCUCAUGGAUCUCGGCGGCAGGGUCCUCUUCAAGAUCCUCAGGAAGAAGGUCACUGCAAUCCAUAAUAUCAUCCCUCGAAACCUUCCUUCCUUCGUAGAGGAGAUAAUAACUGUGCCGAUCUUACAGAAGCUGGGGCUGUUCGGGAGAUGGGAAGGGUACCGCUGCACUGGUUCGCAGCAGCAGGAGGAACUCACCCCGUCGUUCAGGAUGGUGCGCCCCUCCGGCAUCUUCACCGGUGACGGGCCGCGGGAAGUCACCGUCUUCGGCUCCGGCGACAGCUGCCGUUACAGGAUAGAAGGAGCCGUCCGAAAGUCCAGGUAUAAGAUCACCGGCGUCGGAGGAGAGCUCAUUGCUGAGGUAACUACUCCUCUGUUCCAUUCGUAUCAGACAGUCCUCUGCAAACUCUUUGUUUUUAUUCUUUCAGCUGGAGAGGAAGAGAGCGGCUUCUGGUGUGGCGCUGGGGGACGAUGUCCUGGCUAUGGUGGUGGAGCCCCACUCGGAUCUCUCACUCGUCAUGGCCCUGAUGGUAGUUUGCAGCCGGAUUAGCCACACCAUGUGA